GGAUUAUCAACACAACAAACUAAACUUCUCACAAUCACAUUUUCUCCACCACAUUGAAAGGAAUUUGGGUUAGGAUAUUACCCUUGGAUUUUUAAUCUCUACGCAAAGGACCAUUUCUGCGAAGCUUCACUCAUUGCGUCUUCAGCUAAAACGCAACCUUACAACAUCGUACCUUUCGUCACUCAGCUCUCAUCAUGGUCAGCGCAAAGGGGCAAAAUUGGGAGAACUACAAGAAGGACUUCGCCGACGACGAGGUUGAAGAGAAGAAGAUCACACCUUUAUCAGAUGAAGAUAUUCAAGUCCUAAAGACUUAUGGCGCAGCUCCAUAUGGUGCCGCGCUAAAGAAACUCGAACAACAGAUCAAAGAAAAGCAAACAAGUGUGAAUGAGAAGAUUGGCGUAAAGGAAUCAGAUACCGGAUUGGCGCCACCUCAUUUGUGGGAUGUAGCAGCAGAUAGACAACGAAUGUCAGAAGAGCAACCUUUACAAGUUGCAAGAUGUACGAAGAUUAUUCAAGACGAGAAGGAUACGGAAAAGAGCAAAUAUGUCAUCAACGUUAAGCAGAUUGCGAAAUUUGUAGUAAACCUUGGCGACCGUGUCAGUCCUACGGAUAUUGAGGAAGGAAUGAGAGUUGGUGUCGACCGCAACAAGUACCAAAUCUUAUUACCUUUACCUCCGAAGAUCGAUGCUAGCGUUACGAUGAUGACUGUUGAGGAGAAGCCUGAUGUUACAUAUGGUGACGUUGGAGGAUGCAAGGAACAGGUCGAAAAGCUACGAGAAGUCGUCGAAAUGCCACUGUUAUCACCAGAACGAUUCGUCAACCUUGGUAUCGAUCCACCCAAAGGUGCUUUGCUCUAUGGUCCCCCAGGAACUGGAAAAACACUUUGCGCUAGAGCUGUCGCCAACAGAACUGAUGCUACAUUUAUUCGAGUUAUCGGUAGUGAAUUGGUGCAGAAAUAUGUCGGAGAGGGUGCUAGAAUGGUUCGUGAACUGUUCGAGAUGGCGAGGACGAAGAAAGCUUGUAUCAUUUUCUUCGAUGAAAUUGAUGCGGUCGGAGGAGCUCGUUUCGAUGAUGGUGCAGGAGGAGACAACGAAGUACAAAGAACCAUGUUGGAAUUGAUUACUCAACUUGAUGGAUUCGACGCAAGAGGAAAUAUCAAGGUCAUGUUCGCUACAAACAGACCUUCUACCCUGGAUCCCGCGUUGAUGAGACCUGGACGUAUCGAUAGAAAGAUCGAAUUCUCGCUACCAGAUCUUGAGGGACGAGCAAACAUUCUUAGAAUCCACGCCAAGAGUAUGUCUGUCGAGAGAGACAUUAGAUGGGAAUUGAUUUCACGUCUUUGCCCUAACUCUACCGGUGCUGAACUUCGAAGUGUUUGCACAGAAGCAGGAAUGUUCGCCAUUCGUGCUAGAAGAAAGGUCGCGACAGAAAAGGAUUUCCUGAGCGCAGUUGACAAGGUCAUCAAGGGCAACUUGAAGUUCAACUCCACUGCCACUUAUAUGCAAUACAACUAGAAGUCUUUUACAGACUAGAGGGGUGUAUAUUAGCUGGCGUUGGUGUAUAAGAUAGCAUUAAUGAAUCAAAUAUUCAUGACCACUCUGUUUAAAGCAAUUAUCCACUUCGCAUUAGUUGAGCAACAAGCCAUGAGAUUUUUCAGCUCGUCACAUUUGCAGAGAUUCGGGAAUACCCUGGUGAUUUUAGUUGACACCGGUUCGUUUUAUAUUACUGUUUGAUUUAAUAAAAAGUCGUUUGAAAAACGUCAAAUUUUGCCACACGUCUAUGUACACGCAGGACGUGCAAAUAAAGAUCGAAGAGCCA
Molecule: messenger RNA, 1818 nt
Organism: Botrytis cinerea B05.10
Lineage: Eukaryota; Fungi; Ascomycota; Leotiomycetes; Helotiales; Sclerotiniaceae
Gene: Bcrpt1
Product: Bcrpt1
Exons: 6
Coding region: 195-1514 (439 amino acids)
Biological process (GO): proteasome-mediated ubiquitin-dependent protein catabolic process
Cellular component (GO): proteasome regulatory particle, base subcomplex
Molecular function (GO): ATP binding; ATP hydrolysis activity; proteasome-activating activity
Source: RefSeq, a predicted model, not a curated record